UAGAGGGAGACAUUUUGUUAAUCCUGAUUUCUCUGCACAAAAUCGUCCGCUUAAAAAGCUGCCUGUAACGUUAGUCAACAUACAUUGCGGGUCUGAUCAGCCAAGUUGCUGUAAAUUGUCGGCGAGCCAGCCUGCGUAUUGAAAUAAAGAUGAAGUUUUCGCUAAUUUAACCUUAAUUAUUGAUAAUUCGUUCAAGGCUUCCGAUUCAGAUAUGACAAGAUAGAGUCUUCGCAAGGAUUGUAAAUCUGUGCGUUAUAGCGUUAACGUUAUAGCUUUUAAUCUGAGGACGAUUCUGUGGUUUUAUUUUUUGUUGGUUAAAUUUGGUGUAGUCAACAACCGGAGCCAAUGAAACGUUACGUAGCCUAAUGUCGUCGGGACAUCUGCGUUUUAAUGUGCUCAGUAUAGGCUGUCCGUUUUCUGACAAAGGCUAUAUACUAACGUAAACGGUACAGAGCACAGUGCCAGACACCAAAGGCUGUAGAUAUACAGACAGUCAUAUCUUUACGUAUUUUUAUAUAUAGAACCCCUAGACUGCGCCAUGUUGAGAAAGAAGAAGACUGAAGCCGGGAUGUCCCAACUUAAACCAGACAAUCCUCUAAUAAAAAUGGGAGUUCAAGACGAUGAGGAUGUUAAGAUGAUGCUACAGGGCUCCUCUGUGACGAAGGUGCGUUCUCCACGCUGGAAGAGGAAACGAAUGCUAAAGCUGAUGAAUGAUGGGGUUACAGUCUGGUGUGAAUCCAACAAGGCCACCAGCAGAGCCAAAUCUCAGCAGUCAUUCUCUGUAGCAGAGGUGGAGUGUGUACUGGAAGGCUGUAAGUCUGAGACGUUGAGAAACCAGGCCGCCUCACUCCCAGAAGAACAGUGUCUCACCAUUGUGUUCAAAGGAGGAAGAAAGAGCUUGGAUGUCCAGUGUGACACAACAGAGGAAGCCCAGCACUGGGUCCAUGGCAUUCGAACCCUCCAGGGCAGAGUCAAUAACAUGACCCAGAAAGAAAAACUCGACAAUUGGAUCUAUGGCUACCUGAAACAAGCUGACAUAAAUCAUGAUGGCAAGAUGUCAUAUGAGGAGGUUCAAGUCCUUUUCAAGCUGGUCAACAUAGACCUGAAUGAAGAAUAUGCUGCCAGCCUUUUUAAGAAAAGUGAUAAAUCAGCAGAUGGACGGCUUGAACAUGAGGAGAUCGAGCUAUUUUGCCGUGAGUUGCUACGUCGGCCAGAGUUGGAUGCAGUGUUUCAACAGUACUCUGCAAACGGUUGUGUCCUGUCCACUGUGGAUUUGCGGGAAUUCCUGAAAGAUCAGGGCGAGGACCACACCCUUGUACAUGCGCAGAGCCUCAUCCUCACCUAUGAGCUCAAUGAAUGGGCCCAGAAGAACCAAUUCAUGACAGCGAAUGGCUUCACCAUGUACAUGCUGUCUAAGGAGAAUGAUGUGUAUAACCCAGAUCACAGAAGAGUAUACCAGGACAUGAGCCACCCAUUAAGUCACUACUUUAUCUCCUCAUCACACAACACCUACCUCACUAAAGACCAGCUCAUCAGUGAUAGUAGCGUUCACCCUUACAUAAGAGCUCUAAGUCAAGGCUGUCGCUGUGUGGAGCUGGACUGCUGGGAUGGAGAAAAGGAGCCAGUUAUUUACCAUGGACACACCCUCACAUCCAAAGUGCCAUUUAGUGAUGUGGUGAAGAUCAUCGCUGAAUAUGCUUUCACGACUUCUCCAUAUCCUCUUAUUCUGUCUCUGGAGAACCACUGCUCUGUGGAGCAACAGACAAUCAUGGCCCAGCAGUUGCGCUCAAUUCUGGGGGACAAACUGCUCAGCAAACCUCUCAAUGACAAGCCACUUCAAUACCUGCCAUCACCAGAGGAUCUAAAAGGGAAGAUUUUGAUGAAAGCAAAGAAGAUCAAAGUGGAGCAGGACAGCUCCAGCUCCGACUCAAGCUCCUCAGAUGAUGAAUCUAAAGCUGAUUGUAAACCUAAACCAGAGAAGAGAGACUGUAAGUUGAGUUCUGAACUGUCUGAUCUGGUGGUUUAUACCUCCAGUGUUGCCUUUAAACAGUUUGAUCCAUCCGCCAAGAAAGCUCCAAACGAGAUGUCCUCUUUCUCUGAGAGUGAUGCGCUGAAACUUAUCAAAGAAUCAGGAAAACUGUUUGUACGUCACAACAGUGUUCAACUGAGCCGAAUCUAUCCAUCUGGUCAGAGGGUGCAGUCUUCUAACUACAACCCUCAGGACAUGUGGAAUGCUGGUUGCCAGAUAGUGGCACUGAACUUCCAAACCCAAUCUGAAGAGAUGGAUCUGAACAGAGGCCGUUUCUUAGCAAACGGAAAUUGCGGCUAUGUGCUAAAACCAAGCUUUAUGUGCCAGCCUGAUUCAGAGUUUAACCCAGAAAACACUGGGGGAGGUCCUGGCUACAACCCGACACUACUAACUAUCAAGGUGAUUUCAGCCCAGCAGCUGCCUAAACCUGACAAAGAAAAGCUCAGCUCCAUUGUGGACCCUCUUGUUUGGGUCCAAAUUUACGGGGCUCCCAUAGACAACAGCACGAAGAAGACACACCAUAUUAACAAUAAUGGGUUUAACCCUAGAUGGGACUGUACCUUUAAGUUCCAGCUUCAUGUGCCAGAGCUGGUGUUAAUCCGCUUUAUGGUCGAGGACCAUGACUACACCACCAGGAAUGAUUUUCUUGGCCAGUUUACACUUCCGUUCCCAAGCUUGCGGACAGGUUACAGGCACGUGCGCCUUUUGAAUGCAGAUGGCUGUAGCAUAUCGCCCUCCAGUCUCUUCAUUCAUGUCAAAAUCACACCUGGAUUCAGCAGCCCCACAAGAAAAGUAGUCGCACAUAGUGCCCGAGAAUAAAGCAUGCGUUUCAAUCAUCAAGAACAUCUUUUUUACCAACUUUGUAACCAAAAACUACGUGAGAGCUAUAUGUUAUGAACUAUGUAUUAUUUGUAUUAUUUUGAACUAUGUAUUAUUAUCUGCAUAUCCCAAAGGUAUCCCAAAUGACAGGACUUUACAUGCACCAGUCUAUGUAGCAUCUUGCAAGUUAUCAUUUCUCAACAAAAAUGACUUUCUAUGCAGCUACUGAAAGUGAAGAACCGACUCAGACAUGAAGCAUACUUGAAGAUGGUGUUGACAAUCGCUGAGCUGAGCCAGUGCAAUUAAAAUGUACUCAGUAUAAUAAGGAAAACUGCUGCACUUAUGUCAACACAAAGACAAGAAAAUGUGAUUUGACUUUUUGUACAUGCCAUACUGCCAUGACAAAAUCUCUGCAACUCUUUUAACUUUUAUUUUUCAAUAUGUUUAACCUUUAUAGCUUUUAACUUGAAAUUGAUAUAUUUAUCACAUAUUUACAUAACAGUUCAUUGUAAACUUUUUAUUUUGCAAAAUAGUUAGUGUUAGUCUGAUAAGAAUGACUUUAAAAUGCUAUGAAUUGCUUAUUUUGAAAUAUACUGUAAGCAUAUCCGCUUGUUAAGUUGUGACGUUUGGAAUACUGUUUUCGGGUCCAAGACGCUAAUCAUUUGAAUUGAGAAAAUAUUAGUUUAUGAUUACUUUUUAGUCAUAUCUCACAUUAAAGUGAAAUUUAUAUAAAAUCUUGGUGUACACAACAGUCUUUGGACUUGCUGUGUAAUGUGAAGUGGAAUGCUGACAAGGGAGAUGCGGAUCUAAAAGCAGGUUUAUUUAAUAGAGAUGAUCAGGCAAGCAACGGUCACAAUCAGGAGCAAACUGAUGUAUACAGGCAAUCCAGAGUCAUAGUCAAAUACACAGGCGAUUGGUCAGUACAGACAACAUAAACAAACAAGGCGAGGGGAAACAAGAUGUAAUGUUCGAAAAACUGAUAAACAAGACUCAGCAACGUCAGAGUGAACUGUAUAUAUGUGAGUGUAAUCAGUCUAUGAGCAGCUUCAGCUGUGUGAGUAAUCAAAAUUCACUUUGUAAAUAUUUAUUAUUUCCAUUAUUACCUAGUCUCCCUGUACAGUUUAAUAUAGCGCUUGGACCUGGAAGCUGCUUCACUUGACGUCACACUUAGCCACAUAGGCCAUUGUUGCAUUUAUAUAAAGGGAAUCAAUGCCAAAUGUUCUGUCAUACAGCUGUUAAUAAAGCCAUGUUAAAUAAAUUGUUUAAGGCUACAAAUGUAAGCGAGACCCUGAGAAGUCUCACUGAAAACAACAAAAAGCCAUCAAAUGACAGAAAGUUGUCAGUAGCAAAGGAUUUUUUUCAAGCUCAUAGCCAGGGGUUUAAGAACCCCACUGCCAAUGGGCUUACAUGACCUCCCUCUACCUGUUUUUGACUGCCAUUCCAUCAAAAUUAUUUAUUAAAAAUAGUAUAUAACUGCUAA
Messenger RNA from Danio rerio (zebrafish), 4328 nucleotides. Lineage: Eukaryota; Metazoa; Chordata; Actinopteri; Cypriniformes; Danionidae. The record is from RefSeq and is a predicted model, not a curated record.